CCGCUCUGUUGAUCUGACAUUCUCAGUGACCAACCUGCCUGUAGAAACCUUCCACGCUUACCUUGGUCCUUACUUAGUUCCUGCGACCACGCUUAGUGUCACUGCCGACAUCAUCUACGCCGAUAUUCGAAUCACCGACAAUGGCUAAACAAUGCGGGCUAAACUGUGAUGGUCUCUGUGAGAACUGUAUUCAACAUACUUGCAACCUUUUGGGAUCCAUGAGCCCCAGCCUUCCAAGUCACGGCCAGGACCACAGCCGUAGCGAGCCCCUUGACGUGCAGAUGCUCUCCACUGUUUUCGAGGAUCCUGUCAACAGUGGGCUCGGUGCGCACACUGAAAAUCACCUGGAUGCGCUCCCCGACUCUUAUUUUGCUCCGGAGUCUGGUAUCGCCCAAGAUAUGCAGGUUUCAAAUGGGUCGAAUGCCACUUGUGGUGCCACAUCGCAGGAUCCGAGGGAAGAGGACACUUUUAUGCCGCCCGUCACAACGUCCUUCGACGGCUUCCAGCUUGACGCGACCUCGAACUUCCAGACCGCGCAUUGGAAUGACAACACAAUAUAUCCUAUAUACGCCCCCCACCAGCAACCCGUCCUCGAACAAGGCUCUUACACUCCCUCGAACGUUCAGCACCCGCACUGCAUACAGUCCCCCUCUUUCUCCUCUACCUGGGACAACCUGAUCGGCUCUCCUCAGCCCGCUUCUCACCAGACGGAUGUUAGCGAUAACUCUACUAGUAAUCCUUACGCCGAGCAGUACCUGCUGGAUAUCGAGCAGCGGGGAUGCGACGCACUGUCCAUCCAUGUUCGGAUCCCUCCCUCUAUUCCCAGUGCUAUGUACUUCGAUAACCACCUCAUGGCCGAGUUAUCGCAGGAGGCUGAUGGUACACUGAACGUUCGUGUUCAUUUACCGCCGGGCUAUGCGAACAUAAGUAGUACCUUCGUUCACGCUUGA
Messenger RNA from Stereum hirsutum FP-91666 SS1, 950 nucleotides. RefSeq lists its product as uncharacterized. Bases 141 to 950 code for a protein of 269 amino acids. The record is from RefSeq and is a predicted model, not a curated record. The transcript is spliced from 5 exons. Lineage: Eukaryota; Fungi; Basidiomycota; Agaricomycetes; Russulales; Stereaceae.